Molecule: messenger RNA, 1784 nt
Organism: Microstroma glucosiphilum
Lineage: Eukaryota; Fungi; Basidiomycota; Exobasidiomycetes; Microstromatales; Microstromataceae
Product: FAD dependent oxidoreductase
Exons: 2
Coding region: 67-1698 (543 amino acids)
Cellular component (GO): mitochondrion
Molecular function (GO): (S)-2-hydroxy-acid oxidase activity; (S)-2-hydroxyglutarate dehydrogenase activity
Source: RefSeq, a predicted model, not a curated record
CCCUGCCCCAUACUGAUAACGGUGCUCCCGCAAGCUUGCCUCCCGCCACACUGACGACUGGCAGCCAUGAUCACUCUCAGGGCUGCCAGGCAGCUCAGUGCUACCCUGCCGCUGCGUAGGCCGCUCGCCCCCUCGCACUCUUUCUCGUCUUCCACUUUGAGGUCCAAGGAUGACAUUCCUGGCCUCUUCGCUACACUCCCACACGAUAAAUUUCCACCCAAAGAGCCUGCGAUGCAAGUAGAUCAUCUGGUCAUAGGAGCAGGUGUCGUCGGCUUGGCCAUCGCUUCACACCUCUGCAAGCGCUACCCAGACAAAUCGACAUUUCUGGUCGAGCGCCACGUCCGUGCGGGCGAGGAGACGUCUUCACGUAAUAGCGAAGUGAUUCACGGCGGCCUCUACUAUCCUGCAGAAAGUCUCAAGACAAUGCUGUGUCUCAGAGGCAGAGAAAUGAUGUACAGAAGAUGCGAGGAGUGGGGAGUGCCCUUCAAGCAGACAGGCAAGCUUGUAGUCGGGCCCAGGGAGUCGAAAGAGUACCUUGAGGGCAUGCAGAAACACAUCAGCACUCUUGGCCCACUGGCCCCGCCAGUGAGGCUACUUAGUGGCGCAGAGGCAAAAGAGCUGGAGCCGGAUAUAUCGUCCGAGAUCGGCUGGGCUCUCCUGUCCGAGAGGACGGGCAUUGUCUCCAGCCACGAGUUGAUGGACUCGCUCGAGCGGGAAAUCCUGGACUCUGACAGCGCCGAACUUGUGUACGACACCGAGGUGGUGAGGAUAGAUCCUCACUUGCCAGAUCGCAGUGGUACGGCUGCAAGCGGGAAGCGAGGCUCAGAUGAUAGCUCGGAGGGCUGGGUCGUGCAGACGAGUACUGGGGACCAGGCCGAGCCAGAUGCUAUUCUAGCCAGAGUAGUCAUCAAUUCGUCCGGCUUGAACGGGCAGCUUGCACUCAAUGCCCUGCAGGGUGAUAAGCGUUUCGCAGAAGGAACUGAACGCAUGGGCAUGUGGUACUCCAAGGGCAACUACACGUCGUACAAGGGUCCUGGGGUCAAGAAUGUGAAGCGGCUAAUUUACCCAGUGCCUUCUAUGACUAAGGGAGCACACAGCCAUGAGAGUCUAGGCACUCACCUCACUCUAGAUAUGGAAGGCAAUAUCAAAUUUGGACCGGACUCGGAGUGGCUCAAACCCCCUUCCUCGUCCUCAAGCGUUGACUUCUGGAGAUCUGCUCUUGCUCCUAGCUCAUCAGAUGAUCACCUGAAGCGCAUGCACCAGAGCAUCACCCAAUUCCUACCCGACAUAUCUCUGGAAGGCUUGGCUCCCGACUAUGCAGGUAUCCGGCCUAAGCUGGUGCCCCCGGGCGCUAAGUUCAUGGACUUUAAUUUCCUCUGGCACUAUUCGCGCGAUCUGCAGCAACAGAAGCUGUGGGCUCACGCUGAGCUGCCCAAAGAGCUGAGGGGAGCUCAAGCCAGCAACGGCAGCGAGACCGUCAAGGGUGGAAAGGGCGGUAGCAUGCUGACACUAGCCGGCAUCGAAUCGCCAGGCUUGACAUCUUCUCUGGCAAUUGGAGAGUUGGUAGGGGAUAUGAUUGCGGAGAGGGUGUGGGGACAUGGCGAUGCAGCAAAGAGGCAGGCAGAAAAGGAGAAGGUGAUACCCAAGGGAGCUCGCAACGAGGAGAUCGGUGCGCCAGCGCUCGACGCCUGGGCAUGAUACUUGGUAGCCUCACAGUUCCUGUACAUUCCCCAUUGCUUAUGAAUAUCUUUGACAAUCCAGAUAGAGUAUCCCCAGGCGGAAUU